This is a messenger RNA of Alternaria atra, 2472 nucleotides long. RefSeq lists its product as uncharacterized. Lineage: Eukaryota; Fungi; Ascomycota; Dothideomycetes; Pleosporales; Pleosporaceae. The transcript has a single exon. The record is from RefSeq and is a predicted model, not a curated record. The coding region runs from base 1 to 2472 and encodes 823 amino acids.
AUGGAUCAUUGGGGCGACCCUUGGGCAGAUAACAAUGCCGACGACCAAAAGUCCCCAACGAAGAACGAUGUGACCUCACCACAGCCACCGACGCUUGCGCCUGCACCAGUGCUAUUGAAUGGUUUUCUGGACGAUGCUGGGUGGGGGAACGAGGACGACAGUUUUGGUGACUGGACUACAUCAUCUGGACACGAUACCACUGUUGCUGCACCUACGGAGACGCGCAUAGCUGAACCGAGUCCCUUGAAGAAUCAAGGUGCAAUUGAAGAUGGGCCGCGAUGGGAUAUAGACGAGAAACAUGACGACGAGCCAUCAUAUGGAAGAGACACGUGGGCUGGACAGAUGGAGGACACAUCUGAUGUGGACAAUGUAGCUUCGGAUACGUCAGACACAUCGACCACGAUACAGCUGGACAAGGCUUCUGAUGAAGCCUCGGUCGCUCCUUCGAAUCGAUUACAGCCAGACGACGACUCUUCUGCACGACCUUCUACAUCCCCGUCCGAGACAAGCCGCCGUGAGGCACCUGCCGAAUCACCGCGAACCUCGUUUGAGGAAGAGUCUAUGAACAAGAAGCAAAUUGUAGAGGAAACAAAGCCGGUGGAGGACGCCCAGACGGCAACAGCGAAUGACGAGGAUAGCGAAGUGGAUGCCGUAAGCUCGAGCAACGAUAGUACUGACGAGGAGUUUGGGACCUCCACAGAAGAUACCCUAUGGACAGAAGCUCCUUCUGGUCAGUCAAAGACUAUAAAGGAUUCUGUGGAUGACUCGGAAGAGACGUUGUCAGAGCGUCCUGUUUCGCGACCUGGAUCGCCGAUAGCCUCCUCGACCACGACGACUGCUGCCUCGUAUAACGCAGGUUCAUAUCAACUCGACACAGCUCUUUUCGACGAUCUAUUUCCCCCUGACGACGCUGCAAAGGAGCUAGGCGAGGCCCCAGACGACCCGAUAUAUUCAACAGCUGGCCGCAAAGCUUGGUACAGGCUUACGCGCAAGCAAACCAUGAGAGAAUUCAAUAGCGGGAACGGAGACGACAAUUACAUUCGGAUUACAUGGGCAGGUUCUGGGAUUAGAUCGGAAGUCAACAAGACCGUAGCAAGAUGGGCCCGAGAAGACCGUCUUUCUGGCACGGGUCCUGGAGCCAGAGCUUCGUUCUACUGGGACACGCCAGCGCCCCCAGAACCCAUAAACCCAAGAGGCCAUUUGCGCACGAAGACCUCCGUUCCCACGCCACGAGCAGUCGAAGCUGCACCUGCAAGACAAAGCCUUCCUCCUGUGUCUGCUGACACUCCAAUUGCUUUCAACUGGAGUUCCGCGACUGCUACAACAGACCCUUGGAAGCAGGAUAGUCCCGGUCUGCGUUCCAUAUCUCCACCUAUCGUAUCGAAGCCUACUGCUGUAGCCAACGCACAGACCCAGGAGCUUCGCGCGGUUUCGAUCGACCUUACACGCGAUGUUGGGGGAACACAAGGGCAAACGUCGACUGAAACACCGGCUGUCGCAACGAAAGCAAUCCCACCUCCUGAGCCAACCACGACUUCAGCAAGUCCUUGGGACGACUUCAGUGCUCCUGACACCAACACUCUCAAUCAAGAACAACGUGUGGAUGUGCCUACAGAUGAUGACGAUGAUUGGGGUGAGAUGAUAUCAAGCCCUACAGCGUCUACUCCAGUCUCAGCCUUCCCAAGCUCUAUACCGGCGACGCUUGACAGCACCGUGUCAACUUCAGCAUCACCUCCAAAAACUCCGCCGACCCAGGAUCGCUCAGCCGACGCGAUGCAUAUCGUGCGUUUACGAAGUACCAUAUCGCCUACGUCGGCGAUUUUUGGCCCGAAAAGUUUUGUUCCGUUUGGUGCUGAACAAGGACCUAUUGGACCUGGAAUCUUGAAACCGGCCAAGCGGCCUGUUGCUGUCACCCCCGAGAAGAGCAAGAUCGAAGUUCCAUCGAAGCCGGUUGCAGAAGUCAUUCACCGGGACGAAGUAAAAGUCGAUGCACCACCAGCGCACGACAAGCCCGAUAUAAAGGAUACUACCGCCAAUGAAGUCAGUUUUGUGGAGCCUAACGGCACGGAAGACGAUGACUUCUCUGCCUUUGCAUCCAGUACUUUGGAACCAAAACCGGCCCGGCCUAGCACACCGCCUCCACCCUCAGUGGUGUCAAAUGAGACUCCUGUAGACGCAUGGGCGAAUGCUGAUUUCUCUUUCUUUGAAUCUGCUACAACUGCAAGAGCGCCUGCGCCUACCACGCGCGAUCCAUCAGACCCUUUCUCCGUUUUUGAGACCCCUCCGAGACCAACCAGUGCUGCAUCUUCGGCAAAGACAUUCACACGAUCUCCUCCGCGGGAUAUAACUCCUCCGCCUAUUCAACCGCUGACUGGAGCUACGAACGCUGCGCAACGAAGGAAGAAUGAAGAAGAGCAGGUUAUCAAACACAUUCUGGCAGGGUUACCGGACUUGAGUUAUAUGUUGCGUUGA